GCCUACUAUCUCAAAAUGAUGAUGUGGCUAAGUAUGCUCUGCUGGAUGCGUUUCAUCAUGAGCCUUCUGCUCCUAACUUAAUCAAUAAAAAAAGGUUGUGUUUACGAGCUACACGUCAUUCCAUCUUCUUUAAAAUUCUUUUUAUUGGAGCUGCAUGCCUUCUUUUAUUCUUUGUUCCGCUCUUGGAGCAGAAACCCUCAUUCACCAAUUCAACAAACUACCUCACACGCAAAGAGGAGUCAAAGGCAACCAAGAGUGCAUUCCUCUGGUCCAGUACUGCACUAGAAUCAGUUUUUUUAUUGGUGUUGCUUUUAGAUAUUGUUCUAAAAGGAAUAGCACUAUUUCCUUCAUACGAAAAACCAAAAAAAAAAUUAGUACCCAAAAAUGAAAAACCUAACAUAGUGAAACAGUACAUUUAUCAUCAUCCAUUUUUUGCACCUUAUCGAUUGAUAUUUUAUGCCUAUACCGUUUGUUGGGUUUUAUCCUUCAUAUGUAUAAUUGGCACAAUUAGUACUCAAGACACAAAUUGGUUUAUAACAACAAGACAGCUUGUCCGUCCACUGUUCUUAACAGUUCAAGUGACAAUGUUAAAAAAAGCUUUAAAAGCUAUUUUUAAAGUUUCUUUACGUCAAUUGUUUGUGCUUGCCUCAUAUGCAUUGCUAUUUAUAGUAAUUUUUGUAUUCAUGAUGAUUGGAUUCGGUAUAUUCCCACGACAUUAUCCUGCUCUUUUGCUUCAGAAACACAACACUGUUAAUGAGGAAGGAAAUGAAUACUUUAAUUCUUCAGCUGAAGCUUAUUGGAACUUAAUUGUUUACCUUUCGACUGCAAAUAAUCCAGAUAUUGCAACACCUGCUUAUAAACACCAUCGUUUGUUUUACUUAUACUUUUGUGCUUUUUAUUUUAUUGGAAAAGUUCUCAUUCUAAAUGUUAUUGCAGCCUUCUAUGCAAUAAAUUUCAACUCUUUUAUUGACGAGUCUAUGGAAAGAACUUGGAAACACCAAAAAAGUAGUCUACAUUGGGCAUUUGAUAACAUGAAACCCAAUAAGCAAAAAUGGAUCAGCACAGAUAAAGUUAAAAAAAUUGUGAGAGACUUAAACAUAAAUGAUGAAUGCUGGGAUGGUUUAAAUUUUAAAUCAAUUGUAAGCUACAAAGAUUUUGAAAAUUUGAUAAUUGGAUUCUUUUACAAAAAACCUCCAGGACAGGGAUCUACUGAGCAAACUAAGUACAAGGUAGUGGGCAUAAAUAAAUUUCGAAAGGGUCUCUCAUUUUUAACAAAUGUAUUGGGUUUUUUGGUUGCAGUUUUUCAGUUUUUUGCACUGACGGUAUUAGUCAUCAAAGAUUAUAAUGAUACUUUAACAGGGCCUAAUUCUAUAAUGGUGAAGACAAUGAUGGGAUUUUCUAUUGUGCUUGGUAUCGAAAUUAUAACCAGAAUAAUUCUUCUUAUAAUGAAGUGUGCAAUAAGGCAUGGUGACACAUUUUGCUGCAAGCAGAAUUCUAACAAUCAGAAUGAAAAAAAUCUUUGUAAAAAAUUUUUUAAUUGGUUUUUCUGUGGACAUAGCCUAAGAUUAAGUGGAAGAAAAAAAUUUAUCAAAUUUCCACUCCUGAUAUUUGAUUGGCUGCUACUAGUUGCUGUUUUUAGUUUGGGGCUAGUGCACUUUCCUUGUCUUGUUAAAGAAAAGUGUUUAAAUUUGACAAAUGUACUUACUCUUACUCAAAUAACUAUUUGCUGUAUUGCCAUAAGAAUGCUGCGAAUGCUUGCUAAAAUUCCAAUAUUCUCCUUUGUUUUUAAUAACCUGAUUCGCAUCUUAUAUCUUUUCAUUCCAUUUCUAUUGUUGGGGUAUUUAUUUUAUUAUGAGUUUGCAAUCGUUGGAAUGGCCAUCUUUCGUGGAGUAAACCUCAAUGACACUGAAGCAGCUGCAGAAUGCGGUUCGUAUCAAAAUUUGGAAUAUUAUCCAUACAACUUUAAAGAUUUUGGUUCUACACUUGUUUUACUUUGGAAUUUGAUGAUAGUCAACAAUUGGCAUGUCAUGGUUGAUGCGUAUGUCAAACAGACAUCAAUAUACUCCAGAAUAUACUUUGUGAUAUGGUGGCUUGUGUGCGAAACAAUAAUCAAUGGUGUCAUUAUUGGUUUAUUAAUAGAAAUCUUAACAAAUGCUAAAGGUGGACUAGAAAAUGUCAUUAAAAAGUCCAUUAACAAAAUUAGAGAGCAGAAAUUUUGGAAAGACAAGCUUUCCUUGAUUUUGGGAUUUUAUGUAUUUUCUGGGGAAAAGAGUAGGGUUUUAUUAGAAGCUCAUAGCUAUUCCUUUGGUGACAUAAUAAAAAUAGUUUUUUGCAAAAUAAUGCCCAAAUGCAACAAACCUGCAAAACCACUCAAACUCAAACGGAGAUCUAAGACUAUGCCAUGCCAACAAGAACUAGAUCUGCCUAGCUCUAGCCCACGAUACAGUCUCCAAGUAGUGGAUAUGACACCUAAGUCUGAUCAAGAAUUCCAAAGGAAAGACGACACCGAACAAGGCAACACUGAACAAGUUGAGAUCGACACAUACGAAUUAUUAUAUCAUUAUGAAAGUGAUGACGAAUAUGAAGGUAGUCAGAGUACACAAGAAAGUGAGGAUGAAGAGCUACCAGACAACUUUCAAGACUUAUCAUGGAACAUAUUUGAUACUUUGGAGUACAUAAAAAAUCAACGAACCACAGAAAACAAAGCUAAAAAAUGCAAACAAAUAAAAUAGUUGCAUUGCUGCUAUGCUUAAUGUGUGGUGUGUGUGUUUUUUAUUAAUAACUUUGCUGCUCUACUUUUUUAUUACUCUACUUGUGUGUUUGUGUGUCCUUAUAAUUAUCAAUUUUGCUGCUCUAUUUUUUAUUAAAUGCUACUAC
Amphimedon queenslandica is the source of this 2877-nucleotide messenger RNA. Its product is annotated as two pore calcium channel protein 2-like. The record is from RefSeq and is a predicted model, not a curated record. The transcript has a single exon. Gene Ontology annotation, molecular function: intracellularly phosphatidylinositol-3,5-bisphosphate-gated monatomic cation channel activity; ligand-gated sodium channel activity; voltage-gated channel activity. NCBI's taxonomy places the organism in Eukaryota, Metazoa, Porifera, Demospongiae, Haplosclerida, Niphatidae. The coding region runs from base 585 to 2732 and encodes 715 amino acids. Gene Ontology annotation, biological process: endocytosis involved in viral entry into host cell; transmembrane transport; calcium-mediated signaling. Gene Ontology annotation, cellular component: lysosomal membrane.